Molecule: messenger RNA, 2519 nt
Organism: Oncorhynchus nerka (sockeye salmon)
Lineage: Eukaryota; Metazoa; Chordata; Actinopteri; Salmoniformes; Salmonidae
Product: adhesion G protein-coupled receptor B2-like
Exons: 18
Coding region: 620-2410 (596 amino acids)
Biological process (GO): adenylate cyclase-activating G protein-coupled receptor signaling pathway; negative regulation of angiogenesis; cell surface receptor signaling pathway
Cellular component (GO): plasma membrane
Molecular function (GO): G protein-coupled receptor activity
Source: RefSeq, a predicted model, not a curated record
UCCACUUUUCCGUCUGACAGAGCAGAAGGGAUCAGGGAAGCUGCCGCUCUGUCAAACAGCUCUCCACAGCAUGACUGACUUUAGCCUACAGACGCUACUCACACAAACUCUGCUACUUCAUAGACUUUAGCUUAGCACUGUCAUACAUUACAGCACAGUAUGAGCCCGUGUAGACUUUAGUUUCCUUCAUAUUGUGGCUAUGGACAGCUAGAGUUUAGGCUAGAGUCAGAAUUACCUCGUCUAUUUAGUUUGAAUGAGGGCUGCUGGACGUUGCUGAUUUCAGACUUUAAGAUAGAGCUGCUCCAUGCAACAGCUUGCAAGCAUGGUGUAGGUAUAGAUUAUAGCCGAAUUAUGUGACAGUAUGUUCAACAGGAUUGGCAGCUAGAGUGUAGGUUAGUAGUACAGAAUUGUAGAUACGUGGUACAGUCAUCGCUGGCAUAGUUUGGGAUAUAUCUGCAUCGCUGGACCCAUUGUUUAGGCUCUAAAGAGGGAAGCUGGCGCUAAGAACUGGGACACCGAGGGCUGCCAAACACUCACGUCUGCCACCGUCCAUACUAAAUGCCUGUGCAGCAGGAUCUCAACCUACGCUGUGCUAGCGCAACAAGCUAAAGACCCGGAAAUGGGUCCGUCCAGUAUGCCCUCUGUGCCCCUCAUGGUGGGCUGUGGGGUCUCCUGCAGCGCUCUGCUUAUCCUGUUGCUCAUCUAUGCUGCCUUCUGGAGGUAUAUUCGUUCAGAGAGGUCUAUCAUCUUGGUCAACUUUUGUCUCUCCAUCCUGGCCUCCAACAUCUUGAUACUGGUUGGACAGUCCCAGACACUCAGCAAGGGCCUGUGUACUGUGACUGCUGCUUUCCUUCAUUUCUUCUUCUUGGCAUCGUUCUGCUGGGUACUGACAGAGGCGUGGCAGUCUUACCUGGCUGUGAUUGGCAAGAUGAGGACACGCCUCAUACGCAAACGCUUCCUGUGCCUGGGCUGGGGUCUCCCAGCCCUGGUGGUUGCUGUGUCAGUAGGUUUCACUAGAGCCAGAGGUUACGGUACACCCAGCUAUUGUUGGCUGUCCUUGGAAGGCGGGCUUCUCUACGCCUUUGUCGGUCCUGCAGCCGUCAUCGUAUUGGUGAACAUGCUGAUUGGCAUUGUGGUCUUCAACAAGCUCAUGUCUCGAGAUGGCAUCUCGGACAAGUCUAAAAAGCAAAGAGCUGGUCCACCGCUGGAGGCGUCGCGUAGCAGACUGCUCCUGAAAUGCUCCAAGUGUGGUGUGAUCUCAAGUACAGCUAUGUCCAGCUCUACAGCCAGCAGCGCCAUGGCGUCCCUGUGGAGUUCCUGUGUAGUUCUCCCUCUGCUGGCUCUGACUUGGAUGUCUGCUGUGUUGGCCAUCACCGACCGCCGCUCCACACUGUUCCAGGUGCUGUUUGCUGUCUUUGACUCUGUCCAGGGCUUUGUCAUCAUUACUGUGCACUGUGUCAUGCGCCGCGAGGUCCAGGACGCAGUGCGCUGUCGGAUGGGGGGAUGUAAAGAUGACAGCGAGAACUCACCGGACUCAUGCAAGAACGGACAGGUGCAGAUCAUGACGGACUUUGAAAAAGAUGUGGACCUGGCGUGUCAAACAGAAAGAGGACACCCAUUCAUCUUCAAGGAGGUGAACACCUGUAACCCAGCAACCAUCACCGGGACCCUCUCCCGAAUCUCCCUUGAUGAAGAGGACGACCCUAAACUGGCGACACACCAGGAGGGGGGUUUAGGGGUCAACUUCAGCUCCCUCCCUGGAAACAUCCCCCCUCCUAACCUACUCGUUCAGGUGCCCCCGCUGGGUGUUCUGAACGAGCUGAGUGACACCCCUGUGAAGAAGGAGGUGAACAUGGAGCAGAAGAGGCAGCAUGGGAACCCCAGGAACACAGUGCCUGUAUACCUCUGCACCGAUAGCGGGCUGGGCUGGUCUCGACUGCCUCCUCCUCACAAUACCCAGGAUGGACCUAGCGGGGGAGGGGAGGGGGACUAUAUGGUGUUACCCCGUAGGACGGUCAGUCUAAAACCCCCUCCGCCCCCGGGGCUGGGGCUGGGGGGUGAGGACAAGCCCCUGAACAUCGCGGUGGACGACCCGCCUUUCCCCCCCCCCCUCGCCCAUGACCCUCCACCCGGCAGAGAGCGAGGCCUACCCAGCCGACUUCAUCUCACCCGGCGACCACAACAUGAAUAUCGCAAUGAACAUGAACCGCUCCUACGGGACGCUCAAGCAGCUCCCCAUGCACGGGGGUCACGGACCCCAGGGCCACAUGCACGUUCCGGGAAGCCACGUGCAAGGCCAUGGGCAAUCACUGCAGCUGAAGCAGGGCCAGAGGCCGUCGGUGAGGCAGAUACUAACAGGAGGGGGAGGCACCCGGACCCUGCCACGCAACCUUGGCAGCACCAACGCUAAUGCCAGCCUCUCUGCUGGCUCCCUGGAGAGGAAAAGAGUACGGUACUCUGAGCUGGACUUUGAGAAAGUGAUGCACACUCGCAAAAGACACUCUGAGCUGUACCAUGAG